AUGCCAGAGGCCUCGUCGUCAUCGUCUCGCCGCGAGCGACACCGCUACGACGACGACAGCUACGACCGCGACUACCCCAGCCGCAAGCGUCGCCCCUCGCCCGACCGCCGUGAUGCGGAGCUCGGCUCUCGCGAUGACAGGUACGCCGGCAGAGCGACAGCAGCAGACGCGGCAUCCGGCAGCGGCCGGCGCAGACUGUACCCGGAGGACGAAACCUACGACGGCAGGUACAGUUCCUCGACUGAUACUGACGGCUGGGGCCCACCUCGCGGCUAUUCCCGCGAACAGGAACGGUCUCGCCGGCCUCCAUCUCCGACCUGGUCAGACUGGCGCGAGCGCGAGCGAGAGCGGGACAGGCACCGCGACAGGGAGAGGGACCGGGAUCGCGCUUCCAGGCGCGCCUAUGAGGAGGAUGCCUACGCUCGUGGCUGGUCCCGCAGCCCCUCGGCGGAUCGGCGUGGACACCAUAGAGGCGGAUCCAGCCGCGACUACGCGUCCGUUCCCUAUCCUGACGAUGGCCGCCGGCGCGAGGACGACGACUGGCGCUCAUCCGCAGGCGGCGGUGGAAGACGAAGGUCCAGAGAGAGGUGGAGGGACGAAGACAGGUCUUCGCGGGCGCUGCGCAAGGACGGAGGCCGCGCUUACGUUCCGGAACGCGGGAGGAGCCCUAGCCGUAGUCGCAGCCGUAGCCGCAGCCGCGAGCGGCAUCGCGGCAGUCAUCCCAGGCACCACGGGCAGAGACACCGCGAGGAGCGGAGGAGAUCGCGGGAUCGCGCCACCGGCCGCAGCCAGAGCCGUCCUCGCUCUCGAAAGGCUUCUGCCAGCGGCGCCGAGAUGCUCGUCGACGGCGAAGAGGGCGAGCUGGCGGAUCCGUCGCGGCGGCCUCCGAGCAGGUCUGGGUGGUCAGAUCGACAACCCAGCAGAGAGCGGCCGCAUCGCCUGCCGCGGGACGAGAGCGCAGCGACAGCGGCAGCAGCAGCAGCAGGGUCGAAGCCGCACGUCAUAGACGCCGACGCCGCGCUCCUGCCACGGGUGACACGUUCCCGGGCCGAUCCGGCAUCCGUCUCAGAGCCGCAAAGCAACCCAGACGACCCUAGAACAUCGGCCACCUUGCUCGCGACCAAGCCGAUCGUUGCCGAUGGUGCGCCGCUACCUCGACCGAGCCCCAGAGAUCAGGCAGCGGGACAUCCCUCGCCGCUCGACAACAGCUCUCCCUCCCACGGCGGAGCCUCGACGCCUCGGCCAGAGAUGCCGAGCCCUGCCACCACGGUCGACUCGAAAGCGACUGUCUCCGCCGACGACGCCAAGCCUUCCGACGACCCCGCGACGCAGCCUGCCUCUCUGCAGAACGGGACGGCCACGCCGCGUGCGCAAAACCUCGCCACGGCAGCCAACAGCGCCGUUGCCACAGUCACGGCGUCGACCACGACCACGACCGCUCCGUCAGCGACGUCCGGGUGGAGGCGCAUCACGGGCGAGCGGUCCCGCGCCGUCGAGACAAGCAGCGGUACCGCAGCAGCCUCUCCGCCAUCAUCAUCUGGAACGACGCUGGCCUCACCGGCCAUACCCACAGGUCCGCGUGCACUGCAGGCCGCGUCUCCCUCUGCCGCCGUGGUCGCAGCCGCAGCCGGCGCAUCCGCGGCGGCGUCCUCGCCUCUGACCGUUGGGCCAUCCCGGGGCAGGCCGGCCACCACGGCCAACGAGGCCGUGGCGUCGUCAGCCUCGAGCCUUCAGGCCGACCAACGACCUCCUUCGCCGCCGUCGCCACGCUCGGCAUCGACGUCCGCCGUUCCUGUCGAAGCUGUCGCUCCCCUCGAGCGGUCCUUUGGACACGUGCCGUUGCCCAACGAGCUCGAUACCGGCGUCCGGGCAAAGAACUUCCUGAUCGAUUAUGACCCCGCCCUGUCGAAACACAAGUCAAGGGGCAACAAGCCGAUCAAACGGGCGAAGCCGACGACAGCACCGGACGGAAGCGUGCCUCCCGUGGCCGACCCACGUCUGGCGGCCAAGCACGGCGGCAAGCGCGCGGAUCGCGGUCGCAAGGUCGUGAGGAAGCAGGUGAUGACGGUGCCCGCGUACGAGUGGGACAAGCACUCGGUCGGCAAGCGCCCGCCGCCGCCGCCGCGGGAGCUCGUUGUGACCGGCCUGCUUCCGCGCACGACGGAAGGCCAGCUGAGCCAGCAGUUCCGCCUGUUUGGCCGCAUCGAGCGGCAGGAGCUCAAGCUCGAGCCGACGACGGGCCAGAGCCUUGGCAUCUACUCAAUCACGUACGUCCACGACUUUGACCUCGACGGAAAGCCGACCAAGGAGCCGGCGGCGGGCCCGACGCUGCAGAACGGACACGAGGCCGCCGCGGCAGCGCUCAAGGCCAUGGACGGCCGUCGGAUCGGCACAGAGGUGAUCCAGGUCGCCAUGGACCGCGACCGCGCCAAGUACAAGCUGGCCUACCGCACCGAGCUUGGGAGGCGAUACAACAACCAUCGCAGCGGCUCUUCGUCGUCGGCGGCCCAUCGCAGCGCAGAUGGCACCCGCAGCGGCCCGCCGGCUGCAGCGCCGCGCGACGCCGCAGAGGUCCCGACUCGUUCCGACGCUCCUGGCGCCAGCCAGCCGGAUGCCCACGUCUCGUCCUCGUCUUCGAUGCCGCCACCCGUCGUCCCGCGCGGGCCACGGUCGCUGGUCAACCGAUCCUCUGCGACGGCUUCGCCGUUCCGCGCUUCUCCGCUCCAUAGGUCCACGUGGGACUCGGAAUCUGCCGAGUCACCUCGACGGACUGCCGCUGCACCGACAGGCGCCUCGUCAGCGUCGCAGUCUGGCCGCAGCUGGCGGGACGACCGCAGCUACGACCGACGGGACUCGCGCGAUAGCUACGACCGGCGGGGCUCCGGCCCGGCCUCGAGCAGGACGUACCCUGCCAGCUCGUCCUACCGCUCUCGCGACGACAGGCGCUCCACCGACAGAAGGCGGGGUGACGACGACGACGACGACGACAGAGACGACGACGGGCGCAACGACGUCGAGGAGCCGACGGAGCGCAUCCUCCGGCGCUUGGCCGAGCUUGGUCACCCGUACGUCUACGUCACCCGCCCCAACGCCCGCGACAUCGGCGUGUCGGCGAUGCGGCGCCAUUUCCGCGACUUUUCGCCUGCGCUCGUCACCGCCGACGACCGCGGCUUCUACGUCGGCUUUGCGUCGCGCGAUGCGGCGUCGCGGGCGCGGAUGGUGCUCGACAAAAAGGCGCUGCACAGCUACCACAUUUCGAUCACCGUCAGGGAUGCCCCGGACGCCGACUCGAUCCGCAAGGAGGCUCUGGCGAGCAAGCUCUCGGCAGGCCAUGGCGCCGCAGCCCACGGGGGCGACGAGCCUCAGACCGCCGCCGACCUGUUCCGGCGGCGCAGGGCCAUCAUGAGCCAUGGCAGCUCGCACGCAGCCGAGACGGACAAGGCAGAGUACACGCCCGACGAGCUGGCCGAGGCGACCUUUGCGCUCAUCCAGAGGGAGCUCGCCGAGCACUUGAUCCGCAACGUCAAGUCGAGGAUCGUCACGCCGCUCGUCACCGACUUUAUGAAGCCGAGCGGCUCGGGAGGCCGCUUAAUGGCCGGGCUGGUUCAGGAGAUGGCCUCGGCGAGCCAUCCCGCCGGGCCGAAUGGGACCUCGGCCGUGUCGGACGAAGCCAAGCUGCCGUCGUUCCGCAAAAAGCCUGCGCCAGUCGUCAGGAAGCCCGAUCUCGACUUUGCCAUCCCCAAAAAGGCCUCGGCGCUCGCAAAGGAGCGUUCCAGCGCCAAGGCAGCGAGGGGAGGCGAGGGCAAGUUCAAAAAGGGCCGCGCAGCCCUCGAGACGUCCGACGACGAGGCUGGAUCCGCCGACGAGGAGCACCCCAAGCCUGGCCGGCGGAGGCCAUCUGCCGGGGCCAUCGAGGCGGCCGAUGGCAUGGCCAAGGACAAGCCGAGCGCCCGCAAGAAGCUGCCGGACUUUUCAGACGAAGACGACGAGGUGGGCGAGGCAUCCAGGUCGGUCUCUGCGUCAGUCGAGCCGUCGAGAUCCGUGUCGGCCUCGGUCGAACCGUCGGAAGCGGGCCACGAGGCCGGCGAGGCCAGGGCAAAAGCUCGGCCUGCCAAGAAGGCGAGCAAGAAGAGGCCGACGAAGAAGGCGGCGGCGGCAACGGCGGCGGUGACGACCGCGCUGGAGCUGCUGCCCGAAGAAGACGAAGGCGCAGACCUCGAAGCUCCCCGCGCCACUUCCAAAGCUGCUGCCGCUGCGCACAAGGCCAAGUCCGCCAAGGCAGCCAAGACAGCCCCGAUCGCCGACCUCGAUCCGUUCUCGAGCGGCCUCGCCGAGGACGAUGAGGAUCUCUUCUACAUCAAGCUUGCGCUGGAACGCCUGCGCGAGGGUCUGCCCAUCACCGAGGCCGGCUGGCCCGAGCCACUUCCGGGGCAUGAGCCGUCGGGCGCGGGCGGCGAUGGCAAGGGCGAUGACGAUGGCGACGGCGAGGCUGAGGGCGACGGCGACGGCACAAGUGCGGCUGCCUCGCAGCAGGCGCCGCACCACACGGGCGCCGCGCGGACCGAGGGCUUCUACCGGAUCCCCGCGGCCGACAAGGCUGCGCACCUGCCGGACCGCAACAAAAAGAGCGAGCGGGACGCGCCGAGCGUGCACGCGCUGGCGUCGGCGCGCAACAACCGCGCCGACUCGCGGCGGCUGGUGCUGGGCAUUGAGCAGCACAAAAAGGAGACUGCGAGCGACACGGACAUUUUCAAAAUCAACCAGCUGCGCACGCGCAAGAAGCAGCUCAAGUUUGCCAAGUCGCCGAUCCACGACUGGGGGCUGUACGCCAUGGAAAAGAUCCUGCCGGGCGACAUGGUGAUCGAGUACGUGGGCGAGGUGCACUGCUGCACUCCCAACUGCAACGCCAAGAUCCUGACGCUCAACGGCGAGAAGCGCAUCGUCCUUUUCGCACGCACCCUCAUCGAGCCCGGCGACGAGCUGACCUACGACUACAAGUUCCAAGCCUCGGCCGACGACGAGGAUGCCAUCGCCUGUCUGUGCGACUCGCCCGGAUGUCGCCGCUUCCUCUGA
Pseudozyma flocculosa PF-1 is the source of this 5073-nucleotide messenger RNA. RefSeq lists its product as uncharacterized. Gene Ontology annotation, molecular function: histone H3K4 methyltransferase activity; nucleic acid binding; protein binding. Gene Ontology annotation, cellular component: Set1C/COMPASS complex. The transcript is spliced from 4 exons. The record is from RefSeq and is a predicted model, not a curated record. Lineage: Eukaryota; Fungi; Basidiomycota; Ustilaginomycetes; Ustilaginales; Ustilaginaceae. Bases 1 to 5073 code for a protein of 1690 amino acids.